Molecule: messenger RNA, 2614 nt
Organism: Neltuma alba
Lineage: Eukaryota; Viridiplantae; Streptophyta; Magnoliopsida; Fabales; Fabaceae
Product: protein SCAI
Exons: 9
Coding region: 167-1972 (601 amino acids)
Biological process (GO): DNA-templated transcription
Molecular function (GO): transcription corepressor activity
Source: RefSeq, a predicted model, not a curated record
CUGCUCCUCCGACCCUCUUUCCCACUCUUCUUUCGUUGUUCAUGCUAUUAAAUAUUAAAUCCUUUUUUUAAUUCCCCGCUGAUUUUCUUCCUUGCAAUUACCCAACAUCGUUUUCCGAUGACCUCCGGCGGUAGCUGCUUCUGGUCGGAGAAGUGAUACCUCCGGCAUGUCUGACAACGACCUUGUCUUCCAGACUUUCCGAGCUCUGGUGGAGAGCGCUGACCGCAAGUUCGCUAGGGUCCGCGACGUGCCAGCCUAUGGGCGUGUUAGCCAGAACCAUUUCUAUCAGAAGGUUUUCAGAGCAUAUACUCGACUUUGGAAGUACCAGCAGGAGAACCGGUCCAAGCUGGUUCAGUGCGGUCUAAAACGCUGGGAAAUCGGCGAGAUCGCCAGCCGAAUCGGGCAGCUUUACUUCGGGCAGUAUAUGAGGAGUAGUGAGUGCAGGUACUUGGUUGAAGCAUAUGUGUUCUAUGAAGCGAUACUCAACAGAAGGUAUUUUGAAGGAUCCGAAGGUUCGCCGAAAGAUCCGGGAAUCAGGUUCAAGGAAUUGAGGUUUUAUGCACGGUUUUUGUUGGUGUCGGUGAUUUUGAACAGAACGGAGAUGGUGAAGCAUCUUAUGGACCGUUUCAUGGCUUUGCUUGACGAUUGUAAGAGCAGCACCCGGGAAACUAACUUAAAGGAAUGGAGGCAAGUGGUGCAAGAAAUUGUCCGCUUUACAAAAGCAGAGAAUGGCUUUGCUAUCAGGCCUUUGCGUUAUUGUGUCAUAACUGAUACUCAUCAGGCUUCUCUUCCAUAUGUAGCUCGUUUUCAUGCUAAGAGGGUUCUAAAAUUUCGAGAUGCCCUGUUGACAAGCUACCAUCGGAAUGAGGUCAAAUUUGCUGAGCUUACAUUAGACACCUACAGAAUGAUGCAAUGUUUAGAAUGGGAGCCUAGUGGACCCUCCUACCAAAAACCUAUUGUUAAACCGAUUGAGAAUGGGGACUCCAUUGAUCAUUCAGGAACUUCUGGGUUGAUAAAUAUGAACCUAGCCGCAGAUAUGACAGAUCCGAAUGUGCCUCCUAAUCCCAGAAAGGCUGUUCUUUAUCGUCCAUCUGUAACACAUCUGAUAGCGGUUAUGGCAGCAAUUUGUGAGGAACUGCCGCCAGAUAGUGUUGUGCUUGUAUAUCUAUCAGCCUCAGGGAAGGCUGGUUAUAAUAAUAUCCAUCAAUUGGAGAAUUCUGGAGGGUCAUCAAAACAUUCGAGGCACAAGGUCCUUUCUCAGACUUCCCAAGAGCAGAGCAGUGGACCUUCUGACUCUCAGAUCAAUGGCAAGAGAGAAUCCAACUCCUACUACGAGAACUAUCUGUGGUUUGGUCCCAAGGGCAUUGAUGCAGGUUCAAACAAUCUUUACCCUGGCGAUCUUAUUCCUUUCACCCGCAAACCUCUUUUCUUCAUUAUUGAUAGUGAUAACAGCCAUGCAUUCAAGGUUUUACGUGGUGCAGAAAGGGGGGAGACAGCUGCUCUUUUUCUUUCACCUUUAUUGCCAGUUUUCAAGAAUCCAUCUGAUGUGCAUUUGCAUAACGGAAGCCAGUUUACGUUCUUCUUGACUGCUCCUCUGUCAGCAUUUUGCCAGAUGGUUGGCCUGUCCCCGAGUGAGGUUGACAAGGAUGUCUAUAAUCAAGCGGAGACCAUUCUUGCUAAUGCCUUUGCUGAGUGGGAAAUAAUUCUAUGCUCAUCAACCACUAACUUGGAUUUAGUAUGGGCUCAAAUGAUAACCGAUCCAUUUUUGCGGCGGCUCAUUUUAAGAUUCAUCUUCUGCCGGUCAGCAAUCUCUUUUUACUGCCCACCUGAAGAAAGUGAGCAGUGUAUGCCGCUCUGCUUGCCUCACCUGCCCACAUCUGUUGCACCGGCUUCUGGAGCCGUUCGUACUGCCGUUGUUCAGAUUGCUACGCACUUCGUAGUGGCUGACUCCUUUCACUUUAGUGAUACCUAAUAUUAGAAAGAAGUUAAAAAAAUUCAUGCUUUGGGCAGGGGAGCCGAGGAUUCUCAGCUUGACAGGGAAAGUUGACAAAAAUACCGGUGGACUUUUAUAGUCAUCAUCACAGGAAGUCCUUGGUGGGGCUUUGGCUGGCACUAGAUGGACCAAAUUUGUUGGUUAUAGGUGCCUCUGCUUGGUCUAUUGCCAUGAUUCAAGUUCGAUUCCUCUGAUCCAUUGGUCUAUGCUGUAUUUGUUGGUUGUUUAUACUUUUGUUCUUAUAGUUGGUCUCGGGUCAGUGCCUGAUGAGUAUUUUUUGGUGUUUGGGCGUGGCAAGCUAAUAUUUAGUUUCAAAUUAUAUGUAUCUGUUCAUAUCAAUGUAAAAGAGGAGUCAGGAAAGUUUUAUUUCCCCCCCUUUUCGAGCAGAAUCGGACGGCACAGAAAUAACAUUGAAGAAAGAAGGAAAUGCAGUGAUGAAUUUCAAGGUGGCAUUGGAUGGUAAAAGAUGCCUCUGAUGAUGUAAAUUGUUGUCAGAAUAUUUUGACUAUUUAUUUUCGUUUAAAAAAUGCAAUAUAAAGUGGCAAAAUUUCUAGACAUAGAUCCGAGUUUCGUUUGUAUGGAGUCCAAGAAAUAAAUAUGAAUAGUAUAAUUUCAUCUAAA